AUGUCGUCCAAAAUCCCAGUCACCAUCGACGCCGCGAAAUCGCGUCGUUACGAUGCUAUCAUUGUUGGAGGUGGUGUGGCAGGCCUCGUUGCUGCCGCGCGCCUAAGUGAAGACGCGAAUAAAAGGAUAUUGGUAAUUGAGGCUGGAGAAGACCGUCGAGGGGAUCCUAGGAUAGACACUCCUGGUUUAUUCAUGGGCCUCUGGGGCGAUCCAGCGUACGAUUGGGGCUUUUGGACCGAACCCCAGGCGCACCUCAAUUCACGUCAGAUUCCUCAGCCCAGGGGGAAAGUCCUCGGCGGCUCCUCCGCGAUCAAUGUCGCAGCAAUCGUGUAUCCCUCUCAACGGGAUUUUCAGGCGUGGACGAGGCUUGGAAAUCGCGGAUGGAGCUACGAGGAUAUGGCGCCGUACUACAAGAAGUUCCACACUUUUUUCCCGGCGUCGAAGGAGACCAAUGAGCUCCUCUCCCUGGAUUCGUAUUUGGACCCGGGCCUCCACGGCACAGAUGGUCCAUUGCAGGCUACCUUUCCGAACUCGUACGGGCCGUUCAAUCAAGCCUGGAUGGCCGCUUUCAACGGCGCCGGCUUCCGCGACAGUAGUGACCCUAUCGUGGGGAAAAAGAUCGGCCCUUUCACUCCCCCCAAUUCGGUUGAUACUCAAAACCGUCGCUCCUACUCUGCGUCCGCCUAUUGUACGGGGGAAGUCGAGAAUCGGCCCAACCUCGACUUAUUGGCUGAAACUUUUGUGACCAAAGUUUUACUGCAGAGCUCAGACAGCGGAGUCGUUGAAGGGCAAGGGAUCCAAGUACGUGGUAAAGAUGGAAGUGUUAGCGAGAUAUAUACUGGGGAAGUGAUCCUUGCUGCCGGAGCCUUGCAGUCACCUCUGAUCCUAGAAAAUUCCGGCAUCGGUUCUCGUGAUAUCCUUGAGCGUUAUGGCAUUGAAACAGUCAUCGACAAUCCGGGGGUAGGUGAAAACUUGCAGGACCAUUGCUUCACUAGUAUCUCAUUUGAGGUGGCCGACGAUCAGGUGUCGGCAGAUAUUACUCGCGAUCCUACGAUAGUGAAAGCAUGGUUACAGGAGUAUAACACUUCACGAACGGGGCCUCUUUCUGGAAUACCGUUUAGCCUUGCAUACAUGCCCCCCGUUGACAUCAACGGUCGAAUGUCGUCUCAUGACAUCAAAUCCUUAACAGAAGCCCACAUGGAUCUCAAACAUCCAAACCUUCUUCCUCCUGGGAGGAAAGAGCAGUUUACAGAAUUACGAGACAUGGUCCUCGAUCCACAGGAAAGCUUGUGUUUCUAUGGUUUGAUGCCAAGUCAGAUGAAUAUUGAACUAGAAGGAAAGACCCCCAUAGGCCUGGCAUACAGCCAGCAGCGCCCUGAAAAUUACAUUUCAGUUAUGGUGGGCCUUAACCAUCCAUUCUCUCGUGGCAGUGUCCACGUUAGAAGUAGUGACCCACUGGUUAGCCCUGCGAUUGAUCCUGGUUACCUGUCUCAUCCUCUAGAUGUGGAGAUUCUCGCUCGUGGGACACAAUUCAUUGAGAAUAUCGUCAGCCAACAGGAGAUGAAACGACUAUUAAAAGACAGCCGUCUUCCCCCGCUUGCUAGCAACCUUGCAGACAUUGAAAUCGCAAAACAGGUUACAAAAGAGAGACUUUGGACAACGUAUCAUCCCUCUUGUACCUGCGCGAUGAUGCCUAGAGAUUUGGGAGGGGUGGUGAACGAUCGUCUGAUCGUUCAUGGCACCAAGAAUGUCCGUGUUAUUGAUGCUAGUGUUCUACCCAUGAUUACACUAGGCAAUAUCCAGGCAACCGUGUAUGCCGUAGCAGAGCGUGCAAGCGACCUGAUCAAAGAGGACUGGGCCGGCUCUAGUUAG
Nannizzia gypsea CBS 118893 is the source of this 1872-nucleotide messenger RNA. RefSeq names its product choline dehydrogenase. Lineage: Eukaryota; Fungi; Ascomycota; Eurotiomycetes; Onygenales; Arthrodermataceae. Gene Ontology annotation, molecular function: flavin adenine dinucleotide binding; oxidoreductase activity, acting on CH-OH group of donors. The transcript is spliced from 2 exons. Bases 1 to 1872 code for a protein of 623 amino acids. The record is from RefSeq and is a predicted model, not a curated record.